AUGCCAACCACCACAACGACAACGACAACUAAAAAGCCAACCACCACAACAACAACAACAACUAAAAAGCCAACCACUACAACAACAACCACAACAACCACUACUGCACCUCCCCCAACAACCACAACCACUACACCUCCUCCAACAACCACAACCACUACACCUCCUCCAACAACCACAACCACUACACCUCCUCCAACAACCACAACAACCACGACACCUCGCUCAACAACAACAACGACCGAGAAGACAACGACCAAGAAGACAACCACUACACCUCGCUCAACAAUAACAACGACCAGGAAGACAACCACAAAGAAACCCAAGACAACCAAGCCACCCAAGACAACCAAACCACCCAAGACAACCAGACCACCUAAGACAACCACAAAGAAACCCAAGACAACCAAACCACCCAAGACAACCAGGCCACCCAAAACAACAACCACCGAGGCACCGAGAACAACCACCCAGAAGCCCGGAUGUGGUUGCAAGCCAUGUGGUCCAGGUGGUCAACCGUGCGCCGGAUGCCCAGGUCGGGAGAAUCUGUGCCAGGACUUGAUCGGCCUCCUGAAGAGUCUGGAGAAGAAAGUCAAGCAGUGUGUCUGCGGAGAACCUCAGUGGAUGUUGUAG
This is a messenger RNA of Drosophila subpulchrella, 633 nucleotides long. RefSeq names its product salivary glue protein Sgs-3-like. The coding region runs from base 1 to 633 and encodes 210 amino acids. The record is from RefSeq and is a predicted model, not a curated record. Lineage: Eukaryota; Metazoa; Arthropoda; Insecta; Diptera; Drosophilidae. The transcript has a single exon.